CUAGUACCCAAAACCCUCUUUUUCGUUACAUCUUCAUCUCGACGUAUCUGGUACUUGUUUUCUUUUUUACAAACAGUUUGGCUAAUGGUGUAUCGCUCACGCAGUCAACUGUCAUACUGUAUCACUUAUCACGUUUCAGAUUGUGCUCCAAUCCCUUACAAUAUUCUUUGAGAACAGGCCCUUUCAAUAUUCCCCCCGUUUGGGGCUCCCGCUCUCCUCUCUCCUCCUGUUCGCAAGUUCCAAACUGUCGACGGCUUCAAUAUCGACAUGUCGUCAACAGACUCAGACGCUUCGGCGUCCGCGACCGAUUCCGCCACAGGAACAGCAGCUUCGGUCACCAGCUCUAUCGUGAGCUCCCUCCUGUCCUCAGCGAUCUCCGCCUCCGAAACACUAAGUGCAUCUGGCACCUCGUCCGAUCAGCCAACAAGAACGUCUUCAGGAGGACUGGCAGGAGUGUCUCCAGAGUCGACCAGCGCUGCGGACAAGGACAAGGGAAUUGGCAUCGUCAGUUUCCUCACUGCCGUGGCUGUCGCUGUGGCAAUUUUUGCAGUCCAGAUUCUGCUUUUCCUAAUUCUUCGCAAUAAGCUGGCUCGCAUCUUCAAACCCAAGACCUACUUGGUACCCGAACGAGAACGAACCGAAUCACCGCCUAAUAAGCCCCUUGCUAUGCUAAAGACAUUAUGGCAUUAUGGAGAUCGUGAAGUUAUCGAAAAAUGUGGUCUAGACGCCUAUUUCUUCCUUCGCUACCUCAAGACGCUUCUGAUCAUUUUUCUUCCAAUUGGCGCCAUUGUUAUGCCGAUUCUGAUCCCAAUGAACUACGUUGGUGGUCUCGGACAAAAGGUUGAUGUCAAGGAUGAUGACGAUGAAAAGAAUGAAGGCACACCCACUGGUCUCGACACACUCUCAUGGGGAAACGUUAGCCCCAAGAACUCGAGCCGAUACGCAGCGCAUUUAUUGAUGGCCAUCCUGGUGGUUAUUUGGGUUUGCACGGUCUUCUUCUUCGAGCUCCGGGUAUACAUCAAGGUUCGACAAGAUUACCUUACAAGCGCUGAGCACCGACUCAGAGCUUCGGCUACUACCGUUCUCGUCAACUCUAUUCCUGCCAAGUGGCUUAGCGAAGACGCUUUGAUGGGUCUCUUCGAUGUUUUCCCUGGAGGCAUAAGAAAUAUCUGGCUCAACCGAGAUUUAUCAACACUAUUGGACAAGGUCAAGGAGCGAAAUAAGAUUCACCUGGCACUUGAACAAGCAGAGACAGAUCUGAUCAAGGAUGCCAAGAAAGCACAGCUUAAGCAGCAAAAGGCAGAAGAGAAGAAACGUCGCAAACAGUUGAAGCUUGGUGCUGAAACAAAACAAGAAAGAGCAGACCGGAAUGCUAGAGACGACGCGGCAGCCCAGCGAAUGGCCCAAAGCGCUUCAGGUACGGCGGCUGGUGAUCAACAUAAUGUUCCCCACAGCGUGGAUGCCGGUGUUCGUGAGUCUCAAUAUGAGACGUACAACCAUGACCUUGAGGUUGACCAUGAGGAUCACAACAAAAAGAAGGGGUUCAAGGUACCUCUUCUAGGUGAUCCGCUCGCUAAAGUCGGCCAUGGAAUUAUGGGUGUUGUUUCUAAGGCUGGCAACAAUGUUGACGACACCUUGGAGACAACAAAUGGCUUCAUGGGCCUCUCCCAAUCAACCGAACCUCGAACUACGUCUCGAAACUCUGAUCGAGUUCGUGAGCGGUCUUCAGUGGACGAGGAUGAGCUCAACUCUCCUUCAGAUACUCUCCGGGUUCUGAACAACCAGUCACGAAACGGCAGGGCCUCUGCCGAUAGCACAGCUGCCAUCAACCCCCAACCAAACCGUGAACAUUUUGGCAAUGCUGGUAAUACUGUCCGAAAGCUGGAGAACAUUGACGAAAUUUACAGCAAAGAGGAAGCUACGUGGUGGCAAUUCUGGAAGCCACCUCCUGGUGCUUAUGCUUCACCUGUUCCCCAAGGAGGUGUUUCGGCAGCAUUCAGGCAGAAGAAGACGAACGAAAGCAAGCCUUUGUGGCAAAAGAUAAAGUAUGCUCUCCCAUUUAUGAGCCCGGAGGAUGAAGGAGAGCCCAUGGAAUAUCCUACAGCCUACAACACCGAGUACAAGGAGGAUGCCGAGCCAGCGGAAUGGGAAAAAUAUCUUAAGAAGAAGGAUCGCCCAACGCACCGUCUUCCUCUGUUCGGACAGUCCUGGCUCUUCGGAGUUCCUUUCGUCACUAAGAAGGUUGACACAAUCUACUGGUGUCGUGAAGAACUGGCCCGCCUCAACCUAGAAAUUGAAAUGGACCAACAACAUCCCGAACGAUUCCCGCUCGCGAACUCCGCCUUUAUCCAGUUCAACCAUCAAGUGGCAGCUCAUAUGGCUUGCCAGAGUGUCAUUCACCAUGUGCCUAGACAAAUGGCCCCAAGAAUGAACGAAAUCUCACCAAAGGAUGUCGACUGGGAUAAUAUGGCUUUCAGCUGGUGGCAAGAGUGGCUACGAUCCGGAUUUGUCUUUGUUAUCGUUGUUGCCAUGAUCUUUCUCUGGGCUAUCCCCGUUGCUUGGACAGCCGCGCUGAGCCAGCUUGACAACCUCAUUCGAUCCAAUCAGUGGCUGUCUUUCCUCAAAGACAAUGACACAGUUCACAACAUCGCAAAGGCCGUGGCUGGUGUCUUGCCGGCAGUCGUCCUCGGUCUGCUGCUGGUCCUGAUUCCUAUCAUUCUGGAUUUCCUCGCUCGCUUCAAAGGUGCGAAGACAGGUUCCCAGAGAGCCGAGUUCGUCCAGGUCUUCUACUUCGCCUUCCUGUUCAUUCAAGUUUUCCUGAUUGUCUCUAUUGCGUCCUUUUUCGCGGCAUCGCUCGAUGAGCUGGUACACAACGUUCAAGAACUCCAGACCGUUCGGGACGUUCUGGAUCUGUUGGCAUACAAUUUGCCCAGUGCUGCCAAUUACUUCUUCUCUUACAUGAUUCUGCAAGCGAUGUCUACAAGCUCUGCAACUCUCCUCCAGCUCGGAGCUCUGGUCAUGUGGUAUGUUAUUGCCAAGAUCCUUGACAGCACUGCGCGAAACAAGUGGUCGCGGAACACCAAUCUGCGCCAGGUGAAAUGGGGCGCAUUCUUCCCAAUCUACACCAACUUCGCCUGUAUCGGAAUUGUCUACUGUGUCAUCGCACCACUGAUUUCUAUCUUCGCCAUUCUUACCUUUGCGCUCUUGUGGUUUGCCCAACGCUAUGCUAUGCUCUACGUCACCCGCUUCGAGCAUGAUACAGGCGGUGUCCUGUACCCUCGAGCCAUCAACCAGACCUUUACUGGUAUCUACUUCAUGGAACUUUGCAUGGCUGGUUUGUUCUUCCUCGUUCAGGAUGAAAAGGGCAAGAACGUCUGCACACCUCACGGCAUUAUCAUGAUCAUCGUUCUUAUCCUUACCGUCGUGUAUCAAGUCCUCCUCAACUACUCGUUCGGGCCACUCUUCCGCUACCUCCCGAUCACUUUCGAAGAUGAGGCGGUGUUGCGUGAUCAGGCAUUCCAGCGAGCCCAGGACCGCCGUCUCGGUCUUUUGGACAAUGAUGAGCUGGCAGAGGAACGUGAUAGCUCCGAUUAUCAAGAGAAGGAUCAACAACCCCAGAAUGGUCAAGGCAUUGAGAUGCGAAAGUUUGGUACCAUUCGACGCCCUGUGAAGCAGGUCGGAACAUGGGCAAAGGAUGGCGGGAACCAGCUUCGCAAGUUGGCCGGUGUCAAUAAGGAUAAGGACAAGAGUAAAAGAGCCUCAGAAUAUCGAAGAAAGCACCGCCAAAAGGAUAUCGAAGCUCAGCUUGCCAUUGGUGAAGCUCUAUUCGGCGGUAUUCAUGAUGAAAUCGAGGACCUUACACCCGAAGAGAGAGAUGCGCUCGUUAGGCACGCGUUCCAGCACGAAGCUCUUCGGGCACGUCGACCUACUGUCUGGAUUCCACACGACGAUCUUGGCAUUAGCGACGACGAGAUCCGUCGAACACAGGCGUACAGUGAACAUAUCUGGAUCAGCAACGAGGGUACAGCUCUCGACAGCAAGGUUCGUGUCGUUUACGGCAGAGCUCCACCAGACUUUUCAGAGGUGGACUUGAUCAACUUGUAAAGCAAGACAAGAGCAGGAGGAGGCACGAUGAUGAUACGACAGUUUGUUUUCUUUUUCUUCGUUUUUACUCUUUUUCGCAUUUUCACUGCGCGGCGUCUUGGUGGGAAGAUUGGUGUCUAUCAUCUGCACGCGCACCUUGCAGGCAAGAUGCACUUUCAUAAGAAUAAAGAGUUGGAGGAGAUUUGAUGAAUACCCUGGCUGAAGGGCAUUGUGGUCGCUCCAAUAUGAAACAAACGAGGGAGCUAGGAUAAAUUCCCUUUUCAUUCUUAGCCUUAGACUUGAAGAACGAUUAGCUACAAUACCAUCAACUAUACUAUCAUUACAACUUGCGGCAUCCAAAAGAUAGUGUUUGAGCUGAG
Messenger RNA from Fusarium odoratissimum NRRL 54006, 4463 nucleotides. RefSeq lists its product as uncharacterized. Gene Ontology annotation, cellular component: plasma membrane. Gene Ontology annotation, molecular function: calcium-activated cation channel activity. The record is from RefSeq and is a predicted model, not a curated record. Bases 268 to 4104 code for a protein of 1278 amino acids. The transcript has 2 exons. NCBI's taxonomy places the organism in Eukaryota, Fungi, Ascomycota, Sordariomycetes, Hypocreales, Nectriaceae.